This is a messenger RNA of Ctenopharyngodon idella (grass carp), 2620 nucleotides long. Its product is annotated as gastrula zinc finger protein XlCGF57.1-like. The transcript has 3 exons. The coding region runs from base 166 to 1431 and encodes 421 amino acids. Lineage: Eukaryota; Metazoa; Chordata; Actinopteri; Cypriniformes; Xenocyprididae. The record is from RefSeq and is a predicted model, not a curated record.
CUUCUGACUUACAUUUUGUAUUAUUUCCUACAGACCUUUAUUUUGCUACAUACGUGAUAUGACGUCAUAUGGGCUGCGGCGCACUCAGACUGCUGUGAAAUUUGGGUUCCCUUUACGGUUUAAGUAAAACCCCAGCUGAGAUCUGAGUGGCAUAUUAUUGUAAAGAUGGAGUUGAUUAAAGAGGAGAGAGAAGACAUGAGUGAGGCAGUAGCAUGCAGAAUGAAAGAUGAAGAUACAGAGGAACAAAGAGGCUUGACAGAAGUGAAAGAGGAAAAUCAAGAACUGAAUGAAGUGGAGGAGAAAGAUCCAUAUGAGGAACCUCAUCAUUUCAUAAAUGGAGAACAAUCUUGUAGUUGGUCACAAAAUGACAAUAAUCCUUCACAAGAAACAGCUCAGAGAUCAGAAGACAAAAACUCUUUCACUUGCUCUCAGUGUGGAAAGAGUUUCACACGCAAAGGACACCUGAAGAUUCACAUGAUAAUUCACACAGGUGAGAGGCCGUACACAUGCCCUCAGUGUGAGAAGAGUUUCACAUGCAAAGGAAGCCUUAAGGAUCACUUCAAAAUCCACUCUGGAGAGAAGCCUUUCACAUGUCCUCAGUGUGGAUGGAGUUUUGCACGUCAAGAAGACCUUAAGAGGCACAUAAGAAUCCACACUGGAGAGAAGCCUUUCACAUGCUCUCAGUGCGGAAAGUGUUUCACAAGUUCAGGAGACCUUAAGAGGCACUUGCGAAUUCACUCUGGCGAAAGGCCUUUUACCUGCCCUCAGUGCGGAAAGAGUUUCACGCAAAAGGAAGGUCUUAAGGAACACACCAAAAUUCAUUCUGGAGAGAAGCUUUUCGCAUGCAUGUUGUGUGGGAAGAGUUUCACACAUCAAAGAAGCCUGAAAAGGCACAUGAAGGUUCAUUCUGGAGAGAAAUUACACCAGUGCUCUGAGUGUGGCAGGAGAUUUGCAGAAGCUGGCAAUCUCAAAACUCACCUGCUGUCUCACACUGGAGAAAGACCAUUUAACUGUGAGCGGUGCGAUAAGAAGUUUUUUUUGGCCGUACACUUAAAAACACACAUGAGGAUUCAUGAAGAUGAAACACGUUACGUGUGUUCUUUUUGUGGGAAGAGUUUUUUGUGGCUUAACGGGUUUAAAGAUCAUCAGAAAACACAUAUUGGUGAUAAACCUUAUGUGUGUUUGGAAUGUGGAAGCAAUUUUACUAGAGCUGGUGAACUGAAAGUGCAUGAACGAAUCCAUACUGGAGAAAAACCUUACAAGUGUUCACAUUGUGAAAAGAGUUUCACUCAGUCAGGAGCCUUGAAAAUUCAUGAGCGAGUACAUACUGGAGAGAAGCCGUACCUCUGCCCUUCAUGUGGAAAGACUUUCAGCCGAUAUGGAAAUCUAGGGAAACAUUUAAAAAAGGCUUGCCCAAAGUUGAGAAACUGAGCAAAGUUCACCUUUAAGUAGAGCUGCACGAUUCUGGAUAAAUUGAGAAUCACAAAUUUUUGUUUUAAAUAGAGAUCACAAUUCUCCCACGAUUCUGAACAGACAACUAAACAAAAUAACGUUAUUUACUAGAGGUUCUAACAAAAUGUUAAUUGCUGCAGUCUCUUUAAGAUGUUUUAUUAAUUUGAAUGAAUUAUUUUUUUAAAAAUCAGCUUAAAUGAACGAUUCAAUGACUCACUCAUAAAUACUUCACUUGUUUCAUUACUGGAUGAAUCAGCGUUUUUUAAACAAAUCUCUUGAAUAAAUGAUUCCGUGACGAAUACAUUUUUAAAAGUCACUUGUUGCCAUCUUCUGGUGUAACAAUGUCAUUGAUACAGUCUUUAUUUGAAGAGGCAAGUUGCUUUCAGAAUGUAAUUUGCUUUAUUAUGAUUGCUUCCAUAGACAUCAGUGAUUUUAUCAAAACCAUAAACUUUUAUCCCAGUACAUAUGUGAUCAUUUGAAUAUUUCUAACAGACAUAAUGAUACUGUGUGGUUGAAAGGACUGUGAAGCUGUUUCAUACAUCCAGUGUUCCGGUGUAAUUUUGUCAAAAUGUUUGAAUUGAGAUCGCAAUCUUUUUACGAUUAAUUGUGCAGCUCUACCUUUAGGUCAAAUUCUUGGACAGAAUAUCUUCCAAAAAGGAUUUUUGGAAAUUUAGGUAGAGGAAUAUUAAGGGAGGCUAAAGUGUGUUUCUGUGAAAUGCUACAAAAUUUUUAGGGAUGCUUUAAGAGAAUAGCAAUAUUCUAAAUUACUUUAGAAUUGGUCAAACAAUGCCAAUAUAAGUCGGUUAUUCCUUCUUAUUUCCUUUAUCAUAUCUUUAAAAUGUAAUUUUGGUGAUCAUAGUUCUUCAGAGAAUAACUGAAGAGACUUUCAAUGAGAUCAUUUUAAAAAUUUGAGUGCUGUCCUAUUGUAAGCUUAACCAGACAACUACUAUUAUUGUGUGGAUGAAACUUCAGUAUUCCUACUUUGUUUUUAUUUGCAAAAAUCAUGGAAAGAAGACAAAUACAUAUUUGACGAUUUAAUCCAAAGCAACUUACUAAUGAGGAAAACAACAAAUGAAUUAUCUUAAAGGAUUAGUUCACCCAAAAAUGAAAAUUCUGUCAUUAAUUACUCACCCUCAUGUUGUUCCCAACCCGUAAGACCUUCAUUCAU